AGGUUGGGCCGCAGUUACAGCCGCGUCCGCUCCCGGUUCCUGGUCCCUCCGCGGCAUGGCGUGCGGGGCGACGUUGAAGCGGCCCAUGGAGUUCGAAGCGGCGCUGCUGAGCCCCGGCUCCCCGAAGCGUCGGCGCUGCGCCCCUCUCCCCGGCCCCACUCCGGGCCUCAGGCCGGACGCCGAACCACCGCCGCCGCUGCUUCAGACCCAGACCCCGCUGCCGACUCUGCAGCAGCCCGCCCCUCCCGGCAGCGAGCGGCGCCUUCCAACCCCGGAGCAAAUUUUUCAGAACAUAAAACAAGAAUAUAGUCGUUAUCAAAGGUGGAGACAUUUAGAAGUUGUUCUUAAUCAGAGUGAAGCUUGUACUUCGGAAAGUCAGCCUCACUCCUCAGCACUUACAGCACCUAGUUCUCCAGGUUCCUCCUGGAUGAAGAAGGACCAGCCCACCUUUACCCUCCGACAGGUUGGGAUAAUAUGUGAGCGUCUCUUAAAAGACUAUGAAGAUAAAAUUCGGGAGGAGUAUGAGCAAAUCCUCAAUACCAAACUAGCAGAACAAUAUGAAUCUUUUGUGAAAUUCACACAUGAUCAGAUUAUGCGACGAUAUGGGACAAGGCCUACAAGCUAUGUGUCCUGAAGCUUUCUUGCAUAUCUGGGUACCAGGUUUGACCUCAAGAGAUGGCUGCUGUACACUUUUUGCAACUGGUUUGAUAUCACAUUUCAGCUCCAACUUUGCAUCCUGAGAACACUUAAACGUUUCUGCAGGUCCAUUUUAUACAACUUGAAAGACCUUAAAACUUUCUGGUUGCCACAAGCAUAUCUUUCUUUUCUGCUCAUCCAAUAAACAGCUGUGCCCUACUGUGAUAGAUUUUCC
Molecule: messenger RNA, 871 nt
Organism: Sus scrofa (pig)
Lineage: Eukaryota; Metazoa; Chordata; Mammalia; Artiodactyla; Suidae
Gene: AKIRIN1
Product: akirin 1
Biological process (GO): myoblast migration involved in skeletal muscle regeneration; positive regulation of lamellipodium assembly; positive regulation of macrophage chemotaxis
Cellular component (GO): chromatin; nucleus
Molecular function (GO): transcription coregulator activity
Source: RefSeq, marked provisional